This is a messenger RNA of Oryza brachyantha (malo sina), 1392 nucleotides long. RefSeq names its product repressor of RNA polymerase III transcription MAF1 homolog. Bases 383 to 1057 code for a protein of 224 amino acids. The transcript has 11 exons. Gene Ontology annotation, cellular component: nucleus. The record is from RefSeq and is a predicted model, not a curated record. Gene Ontology annotation, biological process: negative regulation of transcription by RNA polymerase III. Gene Ontology annotation, molecular function: RNA polymerase III core binding. Lineage: Eukaryota; Viridiplantae; Streptophyta; Magnoliopsida; Poales; Poaceae.
UGCCGUGGGGCGGCUCCAGCUUCCGUGGUUUCUGGUGGACAGAAUCGAAUCCGGAGCCGCGAGCGCAUUUCUGCCGUCCUUGCUUCUCCUUCUCCCUUGGCACCCACCGAGGCGGUGGCGCUGUGCUCGGAGGAGACGAGGCGCGCCGGGGAGAUCCGAGGCGCGGGAGGCACCCGUUGACCCUGCCCUCCAAAAGCCCCAACCCAGUUCGGCCCUCCGGCCGCUGGUUCGCUGCCGGGAACGCCGUCGUCUUCCUCAGGUCCGGUCAGCGGCGGCCACGCUCUGAAUCUCCACGUCGUUGAGGUUUUAAUCUUGCUUUCUUGAGACACAUCCGAUUUCAUUGCUCUUUUUAUGAGUUCACAAUUGACUCAAUACACUCAACAUGAAGUUUUUAGAAUACACCCCCUUCGACAGUAUAAAUUUGUUCCUUGAUAAUCUCGACCUUGGUGAUUGUACAAUUAGAGGAAACCUCGAAGCCUUUUCAUGCAAGCACACUGGUAAUGACCGUCGACUUUCAAUAAGUCUAGAACACGAGAUUCUUGAUUGCCUUGGUAAGUCUUCUGAUAGUGAUCAUUCAUCACCAGUGGAGCAUUUGUCAUCUCGGUCAAGCCGGAAGGCAUUGAUCUAUCUAGUUCUCACCCUUAGCCACAUGUAUCCAGAUUAUGAUUUCAGUGCUGUUCGGGCACACCUGUUCUUCAAAGAAGAGGAGUGGGAAAGCUUCAGGGAGAUGAUAGACACCUACUUAUCUGAGGCUUCUAAGCAAUGGGCAGCAAGAAAUGAGGGCACAUCUCUUCUGGACAGUAUGACUAAUGUCAUCGAUGAGGUUAUCAAAAUCAGAGAGUCUGACAUCUACAGCUAUAACCCAGACCAAGAUGGAGAUCCAUUUCUUGAAAAAGGGGUCAUAUGGUCGAUCAACUUUUUCUUCUACAAUCGGAAGCUAAAGCGAGUUGUGAGCUUUCGUUGCAGUUGUAUUAGCAAAAUAUCAGGAGACGACUUCUUAACCAGUGCACUGUCUGAUGGUGAUGAGGAAGAUGCACUGAUUGACAUGGACAUAUAAUUGACCACUUUCUGGCAGGAAAAAUGACCAACCAUGGCAUCCAGUUGUGUAGUAGUACCAGUAUAUAUAUCAUGUAUGGCAGGUUAGCAGUUGCCCAGUAGGAACUACAACCCAAACCCUUUUAUUAGCAGACUUCACCUGUACCGAAGCCUGCAUAAUAUUAAAUAUUUGACCGCAAGAAAUUCUGCUUUUCCAGACCGCCAAACUUUAACCGGCAUUUUACUUGGUUGACCUAAGCUAGUGUUGGUUGAGAUCGAAGUUCUCAUUAUAUGGAGUUGAAUAAUGUAUAUCUAAGAAUGCUAUGUUAUGCUUGUAACCUAAUUUGCAAAUUUGCU